ACGAUACAGUUAGUUGAAAAGACAAACAGCAGCAGCAGCAACAACAACAACAACUAAACACAAGUGGCUGUGUGUGUUUUGUUGGUGUGUCGGCAGUGUGAGAGAGAUAGCGUAUACGUACAUACGUUAUUUCUUGUGUAUUUGAGUGCGUGCGUCGUCCGUGCGUGCUUGUAUGUGUGUGUGUGGUUGAAGAGCAGCAGCGAGAGCAUUUCACUUCCAAUUUUGAUAACCAAAACGAACGUAACAAAAGCCGCAGUAGCAACGCAGCAGCAAGUGCACGUCAAAGAGGCGUAGGCGUUCGCUCUCCCACACAGAUUCUCUCUCUUAUACGCUCUGAGCCUAGGCAAAAAUAAUAAACAACUACUAAGCGGAGCUGCUACAAAAUAAGAACUAAAUAAAAUAAAUUCGAGUAAUAAGCGAGCGCGAAAGUUGAUCAACAAUGGAUAACUUAAUUCCGAUCGUCAAUAAGCUGCAGGAUGCAUUCACAUCGCUUGGCGUGCAUAUGCAAUUGGAUUUGCCACAAAUUGCGGUUGUGGGUGGACAAUCGGCUGGCAAGAGUUCCGUGCUUGAGAACUUCGUUGGCAAAGAUUUCUUGCCACGAGGCUCUGGCAUCGUAACGCGCAGACCUUUGAUAUUGCAGUUGAUCAACGGCAUAACCGAGCAUGGCGAGUUUCUGCAUUGCAAGGGCAAAAAGUUCACCAGCUUUGAUGAGAUACGCAAAGAGAUUGAGGAUGAGACAGAUCGUGUGACCGGUAGCAAUAAGGGCAUCUCCAACAUUCCGAUUAACUUGCGUGUGUAUUCGCCGCACGUGCUCAACUUGACGCUCAUCGAUUUGCCGGGCUUGACCAAGGUGGCAAUUGGGGAUCAGCCCGUGGAUAUUGAGCAGCAGAUCAAGGGCAUGAUAUUCCAGUUUAUACGCAAAGAGACAUGUUUGAUUUUGGCGGUAACGCCAGCCAAUACGGAUUUGGCCAAUUCGGAUGCACUCAAGCUGGCCAAGGAGGUGGAUCCGCAGGGUGUGCGCACCAUUGGCGUCAUUACCAAACUCGAUCUCAUGGACGAGGGCACCGAUGCGCGUGACAUACUCGAGAAUAAAUUGUUGCCGCUGCGUCGCGGCUACAUUGGUGUUGUCAAUCGCUCGCAAAAGGAUAUCGAGGGACGCAAGGAUAUCCAUCAGGCAUUGGCUGCUGAGCGCAAAUUCUUCCUCAGCCAUCCAUCGUAUCGCCACAUGGCCGAUCGCCUGGGCACUCCAUAUUUGCAGCGCGUACUCAACCAACAGUUGACCAAUCAUAUACGCGACACAUUGCCCGGUCUGCGGGACAAGCUGCAGAAGCAGAUGCUGACGCUGGAGAAGGAGGUGGAGGAGUUUAAGCAUUUCCAGCCCGGCGAUGCCAGCAUUAAGACAAAGGCUAUGCUACAAAUGAUACAACAGCUGCAGUCGGACUUUGAGCGCACCAUUGAGGGCAGCGGCUCUGCUUUGGUGAACACAAAUGAGCUAUCCGGUGGCGCCAAGAUCAAUCGCAUAUUCCAUGAGCGUUUGCGCUUUGAGAUUGUUAAAAUGGCUUGCGAUGAGAAGGAGCUGCGUCGUGAGAUCUCGUUUGCUAUACGCAAUAUCCAUGGUAUUCGUGUGGGUCUUUUUACGCCCGAUAUGGCCUUUGAGGCGAUUGUUAAGCGUCAGAUUGCCUUGCUCAAGGAGCCUGUCAUCAAGUGUGUUGAUCUAGUCGUACAGGAGCUAUCCACUGUGGUGCGCAUGUGCACCGAUAAGAUGAGUCGCUAUCCACGCUUGCGUGAGGAAACUGAACGCAUUAUUACCACACAUGUGCGUCAGCGGGAGCAGCGCUGCAAGGAGCAAAUACUCUUACUCAUUGACUUUGAGUUGGCCUACAUGAAUACCAAUCAUGAGGAUUUCAUUGGCUUUGCCAACGCUCAGAAUAAAUCGGAAAAUGCCAACAAGACUGGCACCCGACAGCUGGGCAAUCAGGUUAUACGCAAGGGCCACAUGGUUAUACAGAAUUUGGGCAUCAUGAAAGGCGGCUCGCGUCCCUAUUGGUUUGUGCUUACCUCGGAGAGCAUCUCUUGGUACAAGGACGAGGAUGAGAAGGAGAAGAAAUUUAUGUUGCCGUUGGAUGGUUUGAAAUUGCGCGAUAUUGAACAGGGCUUUAUGUCAAUGUCUAGACGUGUUACAUUUGCUUUAUUCAGUCCCGAUGGACGUAAUGUUUAUAAGGAUUACAAACAAUUGGAGCUGUCGUGUGAAACAGUCGAGGAUGUGGAAUCCUGGAAGGCAUCGUUCCUGCGCGCUGGCGUCUAUCCCGAAAAGCAGGAAGCUCAGGAGAAUGGCGAUGAGGAAGGACAAGAGCAAAAAUCGGCCAGCGAGGAGAGCUCCACAGAUCCACAGCUGGAGCGCCAGGUGGAGACCAUACGCAAUCUGGUUGAUUCGUAUAUGAAGAUUGUCACCAAGACCACACGGGAUAUGGUGCCCAAGGCAAUUAUGAUGCUGAUCAUAAACAAUGCCAAGGACUUUAUCAAUGGUGAGCUGUUGGCACAUCUCUAUGCCACAGGUGAUCAGGCACAAAUGAUGGAAGAAUCUGCCGAGUCGGCAACACGGCGUGAGGAAAUGCUGCGCAUGUAUCGCGCUUGCAAGGAUGCACUUCAGAUAAUUGGUGAUGUCUCCAUGGCAACCGUAUCAUCGCCCUUGCCGCCGCCAGUGAAGAACGAUUGGCUACCAAGCGGCUUGGAUAGCGCCAAUCCGCGUCUAUCGCCGCCCAGUCCCGGUGGUCCACGUAAGCCAGCACCCACCGCACAGGGCUCUUUGGGUGGACGAAAUCCACCAUUGCCACCGGCAACUGGUCGUCCGGCGCCCGCAAUUCCGAAUCGUCCUGGCGGCGGUGCUCCACCAUUGCCCGGCGGCCGGCCAGGCGGUGCUCUGCCACCACCAUUGUUACCAUCUCGCGUCACUGGAGCUGUCGGCGGUGCGAUCACACAACAGGCCGGAGCCAAUCGUUACAUUCCGGAGAGCAUGCGGGGACAAGUGAAUCAGGCUGUGGGCCAGGCGGCCGUCAACGAACUCUCCAACGUCUUUGCCACAAGAUUCAAUCGUCCUGGCAUGAAUGCGCCACCCAAGCUACCCGAUCGACCCUCCUACUAUGGCAAUACUACCAAUGGACGUCCCUAUUAAGGCUGCAGGACAACAACAUUCUGGGCACGUGAAAGAAAUAUAUUGCCAACAGAGUUUGAGAGUACAGUUACUCCUCUAUUUUGUAUUAAUAUGUUUGUAUGUAUGUUGUGCGUAGCAUUGCUUUUAAAUUAUAAUUUAUAUUGAACUAUGUGUGUCUAAAU
Drosophila busckii is the source of this 3333-nucleotide messenger RNA. It is a transcript of the gene shi, whose product is annotated as dynamin. Gene Ontology annotation, molecular function: GTP binding; GTPase activity; microtubule binding. Gene Ontology annotation, biological process: receptor-mediated endocytosis. Gene Ontology annotation, cellular component: cytoplasm; microtubule; plasma membrane. The coding region runs from base 440 to 3172 and encodes 910 amino acids. The record is from RefSeq and is a predicted model, not a curated record. NCBI's taxonomy places the organism in Eukaryota, Metazoa, Arthropoda, Insecta, Diptera, Drosophilidae. The transcript has 18 exons.